Messenger RNA from Mesorhabditis spiculigera, 564 nucleotides. Lineage: Eukaryota; Metazoa; Nematoda; Chromadorea; Rhabditida; Rhabditidae. The record is from the annotation of a GenBank genome assembly.
AUGGAUUCCGAUGACGAUAUCCCUACGCUCCCCGAAGACACGCUUCAAUUAAUCGCGCAAUUCCGGCAAGAACAAAAGAGACAGGAAGAAGCUGAGCAGACUGGUGCUGGCGAGAUUUCUGAGAAUUGGCAGUUAUCACAAUUCUGGUAUACACCCGAAACUGCUCGAGCACUGUGCCAAGAAGCCACGAAGGCACUCCUCGAAGCGCGCGGCGGGGGAAAUGUGGCCGUGAUCUCGGCCCCGACUUUGUUACAAUACUUUGGGGACGUUGAGGCUGUCAAGGAGAAGAAAAUAAAUUUGCGGCUAUUCGAGUACGACGACCGCUUCCGGAUAAAAUAUCCGGACGAAUAUAUCAACUUUGAUUAUCGCUCGCCUCUACUUCUACCUGAGGACCUACGUAAUACUUUUGAUUUAGUAAUCGCCGAUCCGCCGUUUUUAUCUGACGAAUGCCUGGUGAAGACUUGUCAGUCAGUUCGCUUGCUCGGAAAACAGGAUGUCAAGAUUAUCUUUUAUCGAACGGCUUCUGAACUGCCGACCGAUCGCCUUCCAUCCUCAACACGCCAA